Colletotrichum siamense is the source of this 963-nucleotide messenger RNA. RefSeq names its product Mitochondrial glycine transporter (gene mic-13). The coding region runs from base 1 to 963 and encodes 320 amino acids. Gene Ontology annotation, molecular function: glycine transmembrane transporter activity. The transcript has 2 exons. Gene Ontology annotation, biological process: glycine import into mitochondrion. The record is from RefSeq and is a predicted model, not a curated record. Lineage: Eukaryota; Fungi; Ascomycota; Sordariomycetes; Glomerellales; Glomerellaceae. Gene Ontology annotation, cellular component: mitochondrial inner membrane; mitochondrion.
AUGUCUCAACAAACCAUUCCACGCCGGUCAAAAUCUUCUCGGCACUUCUUCGCCGGAUUAGGCUCAGGAGUCGCCUCGGCCGUCCUUCUUCAACCUCUGGACUUGCUCAAGACACGAGUGCAGCAGUCCGGCCAUCGAUCCCUAACUUCCUAUCUUAAGGAAGUGGCCGCUUCGCCCAACAAAUUUCAAACCCUCUGGCGUGGUACUGUUCCCUCAGCACUGAGGACGGGUCUGGGGUCAGCCCUCUAUUUCACUUCACUCAACUCGUUCCGCCAAUAUGUUUCCCAAUCGCGUCUCCUUGGCCUCGACCAAGCUACAAGCCGAGUUUCUCACUCCUCGUCCUUACCGACUCUUGCGCCAUCGGCCAACCUCAUUUCUGGCGCCGUCGCUAGAACCUUUGCCGGCUUCGUUUUAAUGCCUUUGACCGUCAUUAAGGUUCGGUAUGAGUCCAAUCUGUACUCGUACCGAUCCAUCCUCGGGGCUUCGACCGAUAUUUACAGAAAUACGGGCUUCCGGGGAUUCUUCGCCGGCUUCGGCGCUACUGCUGUACGCGAUGCCCCCUACGCGGGCAUGUACGUAUUGUUUUACGAGUUAUUGAAAAAGCGACUGAGCGAUAUUUCAUCCCAGAGUCAGCCGACACGGAGCUAUAUAACAACCUCUCACGCAACGUUUGUCAACUUCAGCUCCGCCAUAAUGGCCGGUGCUGCUUGUUCCGUCAUUUCCAAUCCCUUCGAUGCCGUUAAGACAAGGAUACAACUCCAGCCAUCCAUUUACCGAAACAUGUACCAGGCUUGCCGCAAGAUGCUUGCGGAAGAGGGCGCUCGUUCCCUUCUAGACGGGGUCACACUCCGAAUGAGCAGGAAGGCAAUGAGCUCGGCUUUGGCCUGGACGGUUUAUGAAGAAUUGAUUAGAAGAGCUGAGCGCACCUGGACCUCCGACUUGACGACAAGAAUAGAGCCCUAG